GUUUGUUUCUUUUUAUUAAAAUAGAUUUUAUAUCAUCCAAUGACGAAUGCAAAAAUAUAUGUAAACUGAGCUAAAGAGAGGGAGCGACGAUACCAAGCUAGGAGCUAACUAACGGCAUACAAAUGAAAGCGUGACGGUGAGUACGUUGCAGUACAUACGUUGCGUUUCAACAGCGCAAGAAGAAUAAUGUCGUUGGAAGGACAAACAAAAAUGGAAGCAAACUAUCAAGCGACGCCAAGUCCAGCACGAACUUUGACAGGAAUGAACAAUGAGACUGAAGAUCCGUAUCCAAGUUUAUCCGAUUAUCAUGAUUAUGAACCAAAUUUGGAGUUUGAUGAUACAGAACUACAGGCAUCUUCAAAUAAUGCUGUACAGCUUUUAGAAGCAAAGCUAGAUUUGAUUAACAGUGGUGCAGUAGUGACAGGCAUAGAUUAUUUGGAGAGUCCAGUAAGCGAUGGAACGAUUGAAGAAAAUUUUGAAGAAGCUCUAGUAGAUGCUCCAGUUAUAGAAUCUGCUGAUGACCUAGCAGCACUAGAAGGAGAACUAGCCGAUGAAGAAGAUUACCUUGAUAUAUCGAGGCAUGGUAUUGUAGAAGUUGUAGGAGAUGACAGUGCUGGUCGUAAAAUAAUAGUAGUAUCAGCCUGUAAAUUGCCUCCUAUUGGAAAAGAAGCUUUUAAUCAUGCCAAACUCCUCAGGUAUUUGAUGCAUACAUUAGACAAAUUUGUAGAACAGGAUUAUAGUCUUGUUUAUUUCCAUUAUGGCCUAACUUCAAAAAAUAAGCCACCACUCUCUUGGUUAUGGCAGGCAUAUAAAGCCUUUGAUAGGAAGUAUAAAAAGAAUCUCAAAGCACUUUACUUAGUCCAUCCAACCAAUUUUAUUAGAAUUGUCUGGCAGAUCUUUAAACCAGCUAUUAGUGCAAAGUUUGGUCGUAAAAUGAUGUAUGUUAAUUAUUUAGAAGAACUAGCACAAUACAUUAAUCUCGAUCAACUCAUUAUACCUUCACAAGUACUACAGCACAAUGAACAACUUAUAAGCAAAAAUAAAAAAAGUUUACCAACUAGUCCACCUCAAAGUACAGUAGCUACACCAGUUGGUACAACACAAUUUGGUGCAAGUUUAAGUUUUAUUAAAGAAAAUAAUAAUGGUGAUCCAAUACCACCUAUAGUAAAACAAUGUAUUGAGUUUCUAAAUUGUCCAGAUGCUCUAGAAACAGAGGGAAUAUUCAGAAGAUCUGCUAAUGUAGGAAUAAUUAGAAAAUUACAACAUGACUGUAAUCAAGGUUUGCAAGCAGACUUUAAAGGAGAUCCUCAUAUAGCAGCAGUUCUUCUAAAAACAUUUCUUCAUGAAUUAGAUGAACCCCUUAUGACAUAUGAAUUAUAUGAUGAAAUAACACAAUUUCAAACAUUAUCAAAAGAUGAAAGACCACGUAGAGUAAAAAUAUUAGUCCUCGAAAAACUUCCUGAAGACAAUUAUCAUCUUUUAAAAUAUAUAGUACAAUUUUUAUCAAAGGUAAUAGACAGAAGUGAUUUAAAUAAAAUGACAUCAAGUAAUCUAGCAGUGGUAUUUGGUCCAAAUCUCGUUAGAGCACCUCCGUCACGUGGAAUGUCUCUUUCUGCGAUAGGACCUAUUAAUCAGUUUAUAGACUUUCUAUUUACAUUUCAAGAUAAGAUAUUCAUCAUUUAAUUUGAAACAAUGGGUGAUAGCCAAAGGUCUGAUAUCCAAACCAAAUUAAUAAUGAUUGUGUAAAUCUGCGCAUGUAUGUGAACUGCGUGCUUGUACAUGCGUGUUUUUAGUGAGAUUUAAGUAUGGCUGUUCAAUUUAAUAUUAUAAAGCAAGAUAUUUAAAAUACUUUGUACCACAAUUCCAUGAAGAUUUUUUUAGAAAUGUUAGCACAACAAAUAACACUUUAUAUAUAUAACUAAAUUACUUUAAUAUUAUAUUAAAGCAUAUUAAAAUCAUUAAUCUAGCGAUACUAAAACAAUAAUAUUAUAUCUAUUGCUGCAUUGAUAAUUAACUUUUCACUAAUUUUUUGAUUAAUUAAAAUUUUAUAUCACAAAAUCAUAUCUAUGAAAAUGAUAUGAUUGUAAAACAUAGGAAACUUCAUUGCAUUAUGAAGUACAAUUAGCACAAUAAUCUCUUAUUUACACUUACAAUACAAUCUCCAAAGGAACAUAUUUAUCAUUCAUAAUAAAUUAAUAUUGUUAAAUAUUAAAUUGCCAGUCUGGAUAAUGUAUAUAAUUAUAUGACUUCAUAAUCAUAUACCAAAGAUUCAAGGAAAUGUUAGAUAUUAUAUGUAAAAUGUAGACAUAUAUUUAGAUUAAGUAUAAUAUAAUAAAUGUGCGUGUGAUUUGUAAAAGAGUAAUAACGUACAGGAUGCCUUGAUUAUCUAAUUUUAGAAUAUCACUUCUCGAUUUGUAAAAUAUAAUUAUACAAGUAUAGUUAAUUAAAAACAAUCUAACAAUAUGGUGCUUUUCAUAAAUCUAGGUUACAAUUCAGUCAGUAUAUUUACUUUUCCAUUUCUUACAUAUUUAAUUUUUUUUUGUAAAGCAUUACUAUAUUUAUUUUUACAAUUUUCUUAAUAAAUGUUAUAAGAUCAAUAUUUAAAAAGAUUUACUUAGUUUUAUAAAAUUUAUUAAACAUUAUAAUAAUAGUUUAUUUAUUUAACAUUAUAAUAGUAAUUAUAUACAGCAAUUUUCUCUGAAUCAAUGUCACGAAAUAGAAAUGAUAAAGUAGAUCUUUAAUAAUAUCAAGCAUCCUGUUAUCAUAAUUACAUAUGUACAAAUUGAAUAAAUUAAUCGUGUAAAUUUAUUAUCUUAUUGAACAGUACUGAUUUGUAACGAAAUUUUAAGAAAUCAAUAGAAAGUAUACAUAAAAAAAAAAUGCUUACAAACAAUCAUGAAUUAUUGUUUGUGUUUCUUACUGUAUAUUUGAUCAUCUCAUCAGUCUUUGGUGUAAAAGUAUUAUAAUCUUUUUCUAACGGUAUAGAAUUUCAUUGAUUUUCUUCUUAUUGUAUAAAAAUGUACUAAUUAGGAUUUAUAAAUAUAUACAUAUAUACAUUUCCUGUAACAAUCCUGCCAUUAAAUGGAUCAUUAGAAAGUAUUUACACGAGAGCUAUUCAAUUGACAUGCUCUCCUUUAUUUAAAAGACUAAUAUAAUAUCUGUAUAGAGAACUAAAGUGAUUACAUUCCUUGUUAUUUAGAUCACAAAUAGUGUAAUCAAGCAUAAUUGUAUAAACAUAACAUAAUUAGUUUAAAGCACUAUUAAUAUUGAGUAAUUUACUCUGUCAUUCCUUGUGGCAUUUUAUGUAUUAUAUAAUCAUUAGUGUUAUAUAUACACUACACAUAAUAUAUAAUAUUAGUUUAAACAUGAAUAUAAAAUAUUUAAUAUUUACUAAAAUAAAAUUGUAUAUUAACAAAUAUAUCUUCAUUAUAGAGUAAUUUAUUGCUCUAAUAAAUAAAAACAUGCACAAUUCAUGUAUGAAUCUGCAAUCAA
Messenger RNA from Vespa velutina, 3492 nucleotides. RefSeq names its product rho GTPase-activating protein 1 (gene RhoGAP68F). Lineage: Eukaryota; Metazoa; Arthropoda; Insecta; Hymenoptera; Vespidae. The record is from RefSeq and is a predicted model, not a curated record. Gene Ontology annotation, molecular function: GTPase activator activity. The transcript has 11 exons. Gene Ontology annotation, cellular component: cytoplasm. The coding region runs from base 187 to 1683 and encodes 498 amino acids. Gene Ontology annotation, biological process: negative regulation of endocytic recycling; small GTPase-mediated signal transduction.